AUGAAUACGACGUCAUCAACGUUUUUCAGUGCGUUAUGUGAUGAAUAUUUUUAUUCAUCGGAAUGGUUAACAUUCACAGUUUGUACUUACAUUACAUUUCAAACUGUUUUCUGGUCGUACAAUCUAUUUCUCCUCUAUAUUGAAUAUCACGAUAUACCUUGCAUUGACCAAUAUCGUAUUCAGAAACAUCGAGUCAAACUUCGUUUUCAACCGGAUUUACUUCGUCAGUUACGAAAUGGAACAUUCAAACAUCAACUUUCAUUGAUUCUCACAUUACCAUUCUUAUAUCAUAUGCUGAAUUAUUUCGGUCAUGUUUCCGUACAUUCAUCGAUUCCGUCAAUCUUGACGAUCAUUUGGCAAUUGACAAUUUUCAUCUUAGCUGAAGAUUUCCUAUUUUUUUGGACGCAUUAUUUAUUUCAUACACGUUGGUUAUACAAACACAUCCAUAAACAACAUCACAUUUUCAAGCAACCAACUGGUGUGGUCUUCGUCAUUGCUGACCCAUGGGAAUUGCUAAUACAAAAUCAACUCGCUGUUUGGAUUGCGCCGAUCUUUUUCAAAGAGAAACAUCUGUUCACAAUUUGUCUCUGGAUCUUUCUACGUGUUUAUCAAACAAUAAAUGCACAUAGCGGAUACGAUUUACCUUACAUAAGUCCGCAAUAUUACUUUCCAUGGUUGUUAUCAGGCACGUUACAACACGACUAUCAUCAUCAACACGCAAAAAUGAAUUAUGGAAGCUUUCUAACUCUAUGGGAUCGAUUGAUGAAUACGCAUCGACUGCAUAACCUAGCAAUUGAAUAA
Messenger RNA from Adineta ricciae, 801 nucleotides. Lineage: Eukaryota; Metazoa; Rotifera; Eurotatoria; Adinetida; Adinetidae. The record is from the annotation of a GenBank genome assembly.